This is a messenger RNA of Limulus polyphemus (Atlantic horseshoe crab), 5028 nucleotides long. RefSeq names its product CD109 antigen-like. The transcript is spliced from 36 exons. Bases 268 to 4974 code for a protein of 1568 amino acids. The record is from RefSeq and is a predicted model, not a curated record. Gene Ontology annotation, molecular function: endopeptidase inhibitor activity; protein binding. Gene Ontology annotation, cellular component: extracellular region. NCBI's taxonomy places the organism in Eukaryota, Metazoa, Arthropoda, Merostomata, Xiphosura, Limulidae.
AGUUUGUUUUUAUUUUAGAGCAAAGCCACAUUGAGCUAUCUUCUGUGUCCAUCUCGGAGAAUCGAACCACGGAUUUUUGCGUUGUAAAUCCGUCAACUUACUACUGACCCAUCGGAAGACCUUUCAAACAGUACAUUGACAUGAAUGCAGCAACUCGUUUUUGAGAAGUGAAGGUCGACGGAUACUGGACGACCAGUCUGAGAACUGUGGAAAUAACAGUGGUAGUCCUCACUAAAAUACACGAAAAAAGAUAGUAGUAAUUUCAAGAUGUUUGCUGUUGUGUUCCUUGUCUUACUGACAGUGACAACUCGCAGCUUAUCCUACAGUGAUUUUUUGGAAAAUGAAAUCAGCAGAGAGCGGAUGCAGCACGAACCGACUUACUUCAUUGUAGCUUCUAAAGUAGUGCGACCUGGUCAAAUCUAUCGGGUAGCCGUAACCAUCUACCGUGCCAUCGUUCCGAUCACCGUCCAAGCGUGUAUUCAGCGAGAUGGAGUAGAAUUAGCCUCAACAACAAAGGAGCACACGGCGAAAAUACCGGAAACUUUACUCCUGAAGGUGCCCUCUACCAGUCUACCUGGUCAGUACAAGUUGCGAAUUGAAGGGAACAUGAACGGAGUGCUAGGAGGAACGGCGUUCGUUAACGAAACCUUACUGGAGUUCUCCCAGAGGUCUAUGACUAUUUUCGUCCAGACCGAUAGCCCCAUCUACCGGCAGAAACAGACGGUCCAUUUUAGAACGAUUCCAAUCACAACCGACCUAAAAGCGUUUUCUGAUGCCGUUGAUGUUUACAUGUUGGACCCCAGAGGAACGAUUAUGAAGAGGUGGCUUUCUCGCCAGACGAACUUAGGAGCUGUGAGCUUAGCGUACGAACUGGCGGAUCGACCUGUUUACGGAACAUGGACCAUUCGCGUGGUAGCUCAGCGACAAGUUGAGGAAAAAACCUUUCUGGUGGAAGAACAUUAUGAGGCACAGUAUGAAGUUAAUGUAACCAUGCCAGCGUUCUUCAUGGACACCAAUGACUACAUACACGGCUCCGUUAUUGCAAAUUACUCAAGAGGAUCCUCUGUGUCGGGAAACCUGAGCUUAACAGCGAAAGUGGAGCCGUUAGACAAAAGUCGAAGUAAUUUUAAGAGUCUAAUACAGCCAACACAGCUUGAACAAACUCUUGAUGUUUUUAAAGGUUUCACUACCUAUCGGUUCAAUAUGCGAGAAUUGGCUGAGCUUGUUUCCAAGCUAGAUGGAUCUAAAGUUAAGGUGACAGCUUGUGUAGGUGAACCCCUGUUAGAUCGUGUGGAAUGUGGAUUCGCAGAAACAGUCAUCUUUAACUCCAGCAUCAAACUUCAGUUCCUUGGCUCUUUUCCUCAAGUUUUCAAACCAACCAUGCCUUUCAAAUCUUAUCUUGCUGUGUCUUACCAUGACGGGUCAGCACUUCCACCAUGGCGUUUGUCCAGUCAGAAACUGGAUAUCAGGCCUACACUGACCAUGUUUAACGGAGGAUCUCAAAAGUUAGACGUCAAGCACGAGCUUGUGUCGCCCGUGCGUCCUGGAGUCUGGGAGUUGGAGUUGGAUCUAUGGGUUGAAUUAGGUGGAAAAACAUUGCUAAACAAUAUCAAGUCCCUCCAUUUAGAGGCACAUUACAAAGAUGAGACAGGAGAGCGAGCAAAAGCUAACCUUCUUGUUUACGCCUCCUAUUCUCCUACCGAUCGCCACCUUCAGGUAAUCACCAGCACUAAAAACCCAAAGGUGGGUGAAUUCAUUAUACUUCACGUGAGAGCAAAUUACUUUGUGGGGAACUUCUCAUACGUGAUUGUUUCCAAAGGAAUCAUCCUGUUGGCUGGACAGGAAGAAAUGACGUCAAGUAUUAAAACUUUUGCUGUAGCUCUCUCUCCGGAAAUGACGCCCACUGCUACUAUAGUGAUUUACGAUAUAGCUCGAAAGGGCGUGGUCAUUGCUGAUAGCUUGACGUUUCCAGUUGACGGUUUCUCUAGGAAUAAUUUCACUGUGAAGUUGAAGAAGAGCAAAAACAGUGAGAUUGUAGAAGUGACGGUUACUGGCCGACCUGGAACGUUUGUGGGCGUGGCAGCAGUUGAGAAAACUCUGUACAGGAUGCAGACUGGAAAUGAACUCAACCACGGCGACGUUCUGUAUAAAAUGACGACUUUUGACAACUCUUCCAACGGAACGCUGAUGCACGUGUUUCAUUCGAGAGAGGGAGAACCUGAUGACAUAAUCCAGUUUCCUUCUUCCACCUACGGUAUUGACACUAAUAGGACAUUUGAGUAUGCCAACUUGGUCGUGUUUACUGACGCCAAUAUAACGAAGCAACCAGAUCAUUGUAACUCCAGUCGGGGAUACGUAGCUUGCAUGAGUGGAAUGUGUUAUUCAAUCACAAAACGCUGUGAUGGAGAGUGGGACUGUAAGGAUGGAUCUGAUGAAAGUGAAUUCAGGUGUGGGCGCCCUCCAAGAGAUGAGUUGAACCUCAAACACUUCAGGUUACAUCGGAUGAGUCGACGUUCACAGCUGUAUGAGAAUUCAUUACUGUGGAGAGACAUAACCAUUAACUCUCAAGGAUACGAGACAUUUCACGUACCGUUAUCCAAGUAUCCAACUAACUGGGUUGUCACUGCGUUCGGAAUGAGCAGUGACAUGGGUUUCGGAAUCCUUCGUCCAGCGUUACAGUUUUUCAGUGUGAAAUCCUUCUUCGUGAAUGUUGAAAUGCCAAUAGUAUGUAAAGAAGGAGAACAGAUUGGAAUUAGAGUGACUGCGUUUAAUUACAUGCCAAUAGAGAUUGAGGCGUUUAUAAGUGUAGCUAAGUCACAAGACUACGCUUUUGUUAAAGUGGACUCCAACAGCCCAGGUGAAGAGCAGGAAUAUGGAGUGAAGAUUCCUCCUGGGAAUUCCGAGAUAGCGUACCUGCCAAUAAUGCCUGUCCGCUUAGGACACAUAAAUGUUACUAUUAUGGCGAAAACUCAAGAUUUCAAGGAGAUUAUCAGUCGUAGCCUCCUAGUGGAACCAAAUGGAAUAGUUCAACCAUGUCAUAUCUCUCUGCUCCUUGAUCUAACUCAGGGCGCUUACCUUUUCAAGUAUUUGGACAGUAACAUAAGUAGAACACCUUUCCUACCCGGUCAAGAUAAUCAGCUCUAUAUCCCUGGCUCAAAUAAACUGAGAUUGUCAGUUUCGGGAGAUGUUGUAGGCCCUAUUUUCCCGACGAUACCAGUAAAUACAACGACUAUGUUCCGAAAACCCUGCGAUGGUGGAGAACAGAAUAUGUUCAAUUUCGCUGCUAACUUACACGCUCUUUUAUACCUACGUCAGACUAACCAGAAGACAUCGGAACUAGAGAGGAAAGCCAUCCACUACCUAAAUCUUGGUUAUCAGCGUCAACUGAGCUAUCAGAAUGAAGAUGGAUCAUUUGGAAUGUUUGCGUGGAAUAGCAAGCCCAGUGUUUGGCUAACCGCGUUUUGCGUUCAAGUUUUUCACAAAGCUACGAUUGAUGAGUGGAAAAACUUCCUUUUCGUUGACCCUAGAGUUAUUGCCAAGGCUGUCAAGUGGUUGUUGAAUUACCAGUCACCAGAUGGCUCGUUUACAGAAACAGACCCCAUUAAUUUUGGCAAUAAAAUGAAACUGAAAAGUGAAAGGCUUGAUGACAUGGCUAGCCGCAAGAAAAUUUCGUUAACAGCGUAUGUUCUAAUUACUCUGGUGGAAGUGAAGAAUUUGGGUGGGCAACUCGGGGCCAGGGCAAUAACUAGUAGAACUGCAGCACAGAGAUAUCUAGAAAGAACACUUCACGUUGUAAAGAACUAUGACGACCCUUUCGUGUUGGCUAUCGUAACAUUUGCUUUAACCCUAACCAACAGCAACAAUGGAGGAGAGGCUUUUAACAUGCUCGAUUGGAGGAUGAGAGAAUCAAAUGGUAUGAAAUACUGGGCAAGAGAACCUGUUCCCCCUCCUCGAACUACCAUCACAAACAACCGGACAUACCUUUUACCCAAACUACCUCACAAGCACGAGGCUUCGAAUGUCCUGACGACAGCGUAUGGUCUUUUGGUUCAUGUAGCCAGGCAAGCCGUCAUCCAAACAGACAUUGUUAGGUGGCUUGUCGCUCAGCGGUUGCAUGAUGGCGGCUGGGGUUCUACUCAGGAUACUUUAAUCGCCUUCCAGUCGUUAACCGAGUACACUGUACACUCAGGACAGAAGGACCCCACUGAUAUCACUCUCACUGUUGAGUCCUUGUCCACCCCUGGCUCUGUGUGGCAGCUCCACGUUGGAGAUGAUAAUCUUUCACAACUUCAAACUAUAGAGAUACCACAAGCGUGGGGAGCUGUGAUAGUGAAAGCUCAAGGAACUGGGCUAGCUACUGUUCAGUUAUCUGGUGAGUACAGUGUAGAUAAGCCUCAGCUGCUGACCCCACCACCAGUGAAAGCCUUUUCUCUGUGGGUACGUGGUCAUUUUUUUGGCCGAAACAACUCGCAUAUAACAUUCCAGUCCUGCCAGAGCUGGACUAACCAAGAUGAGAGCCUUGCCAGUGGUCUAGCGGUGUUAGAAAUAGACAUUCCGACUGGAUACAAGAUACAGCAGCGAGAACUAAAUUAUUAUGUUCAGACUGGUCAAGUUAAGAACUUGCGACAAGCAAGAUAUAGAGAUAGAAAAGUUACUUUCUACUUUGAUUACUUGCAUGCCUAUGAAACAUGUGUUUCAUUUACCGUACAACGGUGGUAUCCAGUAGCGAACAUGUCGAGACACUUGGAGGUUAAGAUAUAUGAUUAUUACGCACCAGAACGAUACAAUCAGACAAUCUUUGAUGCAUCCAACUUAUACUUAUUGAACAUCUGUGACGUUUGUGGAUCGUACCAAUGUCCAUACUGCCCCGUAUACACAUCCUUUGCUAAUGUCAUGCAUCUAAAUGAUUUGGUAUUAUCUUUCGCUUUAAUUUCAUCUAUUCUUGCUGUGCUAACUGGUUCAAAGGAAGUGUGAUUAGACAGAGGUUAAUUUCAAAAUGCGUUUUGAACACUUCUUUUGAAAAAAAAA